UUCCGGUUUUCGCUCUGAAAAAGCUAUAUGCAAUUAACAUCCAUCUUGUUUUUGCGUUCUUUAUUUUCAUGAAAUCAGUUGACUUAAUUUAUGUUUUUCAAAACAUUCAUUUGAAGAGCUUUAUAAAAUCUUUUAUCUCGUCAAUAUAUUGGUUUAACUACAUUAUUUCACAUAAACUAUCGUUUAUAAAUACAACUUUUCUCAUCGUUCUGAAAGCUUGGUGAGAAGUAAUUUUGGAUCGGAUUUCAUUGAUCAAGUUCCCAAUUUAUUAAAGUUAACAACAGUGGGAAAACUGGAUAAAUAACGAAAACACAAACUGAUGGAUAAGGAAAUUAACAUAAAAACAAGAUGGAUAUAUAAUAUAUAUUCAAACGACAAAAUAGAAAUCCUAUAGUAAUAUGAUCCAAGUUCCGACAGAAGUUUGAGUCGAGCACCCUCUUUCCCGCUCUUGUUUCCUCUCCUAUAAAUACCUCUUCCUACUGGUACAAACUCUUCAUCACACUUUGCUAGUAAGCUAUCAUGAAUAUGGACACCGAUCGAGAUACCGUAGAGUUUUGGUCCUCACUUUUCCAAUCCUUUGCUGACUCAGAACCUAAAGAUGGUCUAUAUCCGGUGGUAAGAAGCCCGAUAAUGACCAUGUCUACACUGAUGACCAUUGAUGAACCGGCUGAGCCGUGGAAGGUUCUUGAAUAUGGAGGCCAGGAGGUUCGACCGAUGGCAAUUGAUGUGCCAGCUGAGCCAUGGAAAGUUCUUGAAUAUGGAGGACAUGAGGCCCGACCGAUGGCCAUUGAUGUGCCAGCUGAGCCAUGGAAGGUUCUUGAAUAUGGCGGUAACGAGUGUCGACCGGAGAAUGCUCCAGCCGAAGUUGGAUAUAAGAACCUUAUUGAGGAUCAAGAGAAAUAUACACAAAAAGCGAUAGAGAAGGUAAUUAUGUAGUUGGUUUUCUUAAAUAUAAUAUGUAUAUUAAUUGGUCCACAAAAAAAAAAAAAGAAAAAAAAAA
Molecule: messenger RNA, 1000 nt
Organism: Arabidopsis lyrata subsp. lyrata
Lineage: Eukaryota; Viridiplantae; Streptophyta; Magnoliopsida; Brassicales; Brassicaceae
Exons: 1
Coding region: 520-936 (138 amino acids)
Source: RefSeq, a predicted model, not a curated record